AUGCGUCACAGCUGCAAUUGGAUCUUCUUCCGCGUCACUGCUGUUGCUCUCAGCGCGUAUCCGAAGGACGUGUUGCGCCAGCAGUUGCACUACUGUGUUGGUUUGUCAUCCAUCCAUCUAGGCGGCGGCGAGAACAACAGCACAACGAGCUGCUGCCUAGGCAGGUCAGUUCUCAACCAACCAUCCCUCUCUAGUGCCCCACGCUUAGCAGUGCGAGGUGCUGAAUCAUUGGCUGAGUCAUUUGCAUGGCACAUCAUAACCUGUUCACAUCCCCCUCCCUGCUUUUCCCCAUCCCCUUCCCUGCUUCCACCCAUCCCCUUCCCUGCUUCCCCAUGUCCCCUUCCAUGCUUCCCCCCUCCUCUACCGUGCUUCCCCCCUUCCCCUUACCUGCUUCCCCCCAUUCCCUUCCCUGCUUCCCCCCUCCCCUCCCCUGCUUUCCCCCAGUCCCCUUCCAUGCUUCCCCUUGUCCCCUUCCCUGCUUUCCCAUGUCCCGUUCUUUGCUUCCCCCCAUCCCCUUCCCUGCUUUCCCCCAUCCCCUUCACUGCUGCUUCCCCCCGUCCCCUUCCCUGCUUAGAGCCAAACCCUUCCCUGCUCCCCCCCCUCCCUUCCCUGCUUUCCCCAAUCCCCUUCCCUGCUUCCCCUUGUCCCCUUUCCUGCUUUCCCAUGUCCAGUUCUCUGCUUCCCCCCAUCCCCUUCCCUGAUUUCCCCCAUCCCCUUCCCUGCUUCCCCAUGUCCCCUUCCCUGCUUCCCCCCAUCCCCUUCCCUGCUUCCCCCCAUCCUCUUUUCUGGGACCCCGCCUCCCCUUCCCUGCUUUCCCCCAUCCCCUUCCCUGGUUUCCCAUGUCCCGUUACCUGCUUCCCCAUGUCCCCUUCCCUGCUUCCCCCCCCCUUCCGUGCAUCCCCCCUUCCCCUUACCUGCUUCCCCCCAUCCCCCUCCCUGCUUCCCCCCCUCCCCUCCCUUCCCUGCUUCCCCCCAUCCCCUUCCCUGCUUCCCCAUGCCCCCUUCCCUGCUUUCCCCCAUCCCCUACCCUGCUUCCCCCCCUCCCCUUCCGUGCUUCCCCCCUUCCCCUUCAUUGCUUCCACCCAUCCCCCUCCCUGCUUUUCCCCAUCCACUUCCCUGCUUCCACCAAUCCCCUUCCCUGCUUUCCCCCAUCCCCUUAGCCUGCUUCCCCCCCUCCCCUUCCCUGCUUUUCCCCAUCCCCUUCCCUGCUUCCCCAUGUCCCCUUCCCUGCUUCCCCCCAUCCCCUUCCCUGCUUCCCCCCAUCCCAUACCAUGCUCCCCCCCAUCCCCUUCCCUGCGUCGCCCCACCCCUUCCCUGCUUCCCCAUGUCCCCUUCCCUGCUUUCCCCCCCUCCCUUUCCCUGCUUCCCCCCUUUCCCUUCCCUGCUUCCCCUCAUCCCCUUCCCUGCUUCCCCAUGUCCCCUUCCCUGCUUCCCCAUGUCCCCUUCCCUGCUUCCCCAUGUCCCCUUCCCUGCUUCCCCCCAUCCCCUUCCCUGCUUCCCCCCAUCCCCUUCCCUGCUUCCCCCCAUCUCCUGCCCUGCUUCCCCAUGUCCCCUUCACGGCUUCCCUCCAACCCCAUCCCUGCUUCCCUUCCCUGCUUCCCCAUGUCCCCUUCCCUGCUCCCCCCCAUGUCCCGUUCCCUGCUUCAGUCGUUGCCAGGAGUUUGA
Molecule: messenger RNA, 1665 nt
Organism: Closterium sp. Yama58-4
Lineage: Eukaryota; Viridiplantae; Streptophyta; Zygnematophyceae; Desmidiales; Closteriaceae
Source: the annotation of a GenBank genome assembly